UCUCUGUCAAAAUCUGCCUUUCCAAUUUAAAAAAAAAAAAUCAGGGGAAAAUAAGUAACAGUGCUCAAAGAACCCUGCAGAGAGAUGUCCACUGAUGGGGAAAUUCCUCCUUGAACAGCGAGGGCUUUCAAGGACAAGACAAUAACGACGUGAACAUUAAGACUCAAAUAGACCCAAGUACAGCCAGCCUUCCCCAGACUCCACCACCGUAGAUCCAGAUUGUCUGGAGGAGCGUGGGUGAGACAGGGGAAUGCCCUGUCCAGGCUUUCCCACUGAACAGGACACCAUAAAACCCGCUGACUUGUAACGUUUAGCUAGCAGGCAUUCUAAGAAUUCUUAGUCCUCUAAGAAGUACUUAAGAGGCAGCUGAGUGAAGAUUCUAGAUAAAUCCCACACCGUCUUAUAAAAGAGACUUGAGUAGCCGUGCAUUUUUGCUUAGGGAGAGGGUGGCCUAGAUGCUGCGAGGGAGACAGUUCCAGGGCGUAGGUCACACUGAUUUGCAUCCUUGAAUAUCUGAUAAAAACCUUAAAAGUGCAGAAGCCAUUGAAACCGUGUCUGCCUUCCUCGGCGCCAUCCGAAUCAUGUCCUACGGGAAUCCAGCCCCUGUGGCGGGGUGCUGACCCAGGACGCAGCCUCGUCUUGUUGUGGCUGACGUCUGGCACGGACCGACGACUCCUCUCGGGUUCUAGGUUCAAUACCCCCCCGUCCUCCCCAACCUAAGGAAGAAGUAAAACUUUGGAGAAACUUGGCCAACUCCGGCACCCCACCUGCGGCCGCUCUCAUUCCGCCGGCUCCCAUUGGUCCACGUGAGUCUACGCCACAGGCGAAGCGGCCAAUGCGAACCGGGCCCGGAGUGCCUUCAGCCAAUGGGGCGCGAGCGGGAGAUUUGAAAGCGCCUCGGCGGAGGCGCAGUCCCGGCAGGCCCAGUCGUCCGCCGCGGCCCCCGGGGAAGUCGGUCGGUCGGCGGCCAGCGGCCCGCAAGGUGAGCUGGCCUCCUCCGUGGGCAGCAGCGGGCUCCGGGAGAGCGCAGGCGGCCGGCAGCUCGCCAGGGUCCGUUGGGCCCGCGCGCGCCUCGCCAGGCUGCUGAGCGCUCCGGGAUCCCGGAAGGGGUGGGCGAGAGCUGCGGGACCCGGGCUGCGUGCGUCUCGGCCGGUGUGACCCGCUCUCCUCCGCCAGCCCCGCCCAGGGCUUCUGCCUAGUUCGGUCCGAUCCCUCUUCUUAGUUAUUCUGCUGAUCUGGGCUGUCUUUUCCGUUCUGCGCCCUGCUACCCUCCCCCUUCCCCUAGAAGAAUGGCCCAGAAGGAGAACGCCUACCCCUGGCCCUACAGUCGCCCCACGGCUCAGUCUGGCCUGAACACACUGCCUCAGAGAGUCCUCCGGAAGCAGCCUGCCACCCCAUCGGCCCUGGUCCUCAUGAACCGCUCCAAUUCCCAGCCCAUGGCUGCUCCUGGCCAGAAGGGCACGGAGAAUGGCAUUUUGUCGCCCACCUACUCGUUGCCUAGGCGCCCCUUGACCAUCGAAGACUUUGAGAUCGGCCGUCCUCUGGGCAAAGGCAAGUUCGGCAAUGUGUACUUGGCCCGGGAGAAGAAAAGCCAUUUCAUUGUGGCGCUCAAGGUCCUCUUCAAGUCGCAGAUCGAGAAAGAGGGUGUGGAGCACCAGCUACGCAGGGAGAUCGAGAUCCAGGCGCACCUGCGGCACCCCAACAUCCUACGCCUCUACAACUAUUUCUACGACGGGAGGAGGAUCUACUUGAUUCUGGAGUAUGCCCCCCGCGGCGAGCUCUACAAGGAGCUGCAGAAGAGCCGUACCUUUGAUGAGCAACGAACAGCCACGAUCAUGGAGGAGUUGGCAGAUGCCCUGAGGUAUUGCCAUGAGAAGAAAGUCAUCCACAGAGACAUCAAGCCAGAGAACCUGCUGCUGGGGUUGCAGGGAGAACUCAAGAUCGCCGACUUCGGCUGGUCCGUGCACGCCCCCUCCCUGCGGAGGAAGACCAUGUGUGGCACCCUAGACUACCUGCCCCCCGAGAUGAUUGAAGGGCACACGCACAACGAGAAAGUGGACCUGUGGUGCAUCGGAGUGCUCUGCUAUGAGCUGCUGGUGGGGAACCCACCUUUUGAGAGCGCGUCCCACAAUGAGACGUAUCGGCGCAUUGUCAAGGUGGACCUGAAGUUCCCCCCAUCAGUGCCCACAGGGGCCCAGGACCUCAUCUCAAAGCUGCUCAAACACAACCCCUCUGAUCGCAUUUCUCUGGCCCAGGUCUCAGCCCACCCUUGGGUCCGGGCCCACUCUAGGCGGGUGUUGCCCCCCUCAACCCUGCAGUCUGUCCCCUGAUUGCCUUGGUUUUGUGUGUGUGUGUGUGUGUGUGUAUGAAGGUGCAUAUGCAGGUAGAAGGGAGUGAAUCCUGGCCUGGUCCCUUUACUGUCUUCUAGCUCUUUUUUAUUUAAUAAAAGCUGAGGCUU
Ochotona curzoniae (black-lipped pika) is the source of this 2458-nucleotide messenger RNA. It is a transcript of the gene AURKB, whose product is annotated as aurora kinase B. Bases 1290 to 2330 code for a protein of 346 amino acids. The record is from RefSeq and is a predicted model, not a curated record. NCBI's taxonomy places the organism in Eukaryota, Metazoa, Chordata, Mammalia, Lagomorpha, Ochotonidae. Gene Ontology annotation, molecular function: protein kinase activity; ATP binding. The transcript has 8 exons. Gene Ontology annotation, cellular component: spindle midzone; chromosome passenger complex; spindle pole centrosome. Gene Ontology annotation, biological process: protein phosphorylation; mitotic spindle organization; regulation of cytokinesis.